Messenger RNA from Lodderomyces orthopsilosis Co 90-125, 549 nucleotides. It is a transcript of the gene APS3, whose product is annotated as Aps3p. The transcript is spliced from 2 exons. Gene Ontology annotation, biological process: intracellular protein transport; vesicle-mediated transport. Lineage: Eukaryota; Fungi; Ascomycota; Pichiomycetes; Serinales; Debaryomycetaceae. The record is from RefSeq and is a predicted model, not a curated record. The coding region runs from base 1 to 549 and encodes 182 amino acids. Gene Ontology annotation, cellular component: intracellular membrane-bounded organelle; membrane coat.
AUGAUUCACUCAGUACUCAUAUUCAAUAACGAUGGUGUCCCCAGACUAAUGAAGUUUUACACCAAUGUCGAUAUACCGACGCAAAAGUUACUUCUUCAACAAGUACACCAAUUAAUAUCAGUACGAACAGCUCAGGAAUGUUCAUUCAUAACACCACCAAAACUUCUUGAAGAUUUAGAUGAUAUCAAAGUCAUUUAUCGUCACUACGCAACCUUAUACUUUGUGUUUAUUGUCGACGAUCAAGAAUCAGAAUUGGGUAUAUUGGAUCUAAUUCAAGUAUUUGUUGAAUGUUUGGAUAAGUGUUUUACAAAUGUUUGUGAAUUGGAUCUAGUGUUUGGUUGGCAAGUGUUGCAGACCGUUUUGGAGGAAAUUGUGCAAGGUGGGAUGGUAAUUGAUACAAAUAUAGGUAGAAUCGUUUCUGCUGUUGAUGAAGCCAAUAGUCAGAGUAGUAAUGGUGGGCCCGGUGUUAGUGGUAGCAGUGCCGCCGCUUCAAUUAGCCAAUCCAUUUUGCUGUCGUUGUCUAGAGAUAGAGGGUUCUGGAGUAGGUAA